UAUCGAGGCGAUAUAAUCUAAUAGCGUUUUUUCGAUAUACCACUCCUCGCAGCCUUAUUGGUUACCUUGCCUAUGGGACCUGUGUAACAGCCAAAAUAGAGCGUAGGGGUCUAAACUUGUUUUACUAAUCAGGUGAACACUAAUCUUGUAGAAAUCCCCGGGCCAAGCUCACCGCAUGGACGUGAUCAAGGCCGCUGA
Molecule: messenger RNA, 198 nt
Organism: Spirometra erinaceieuropaei
Lineage: Eukaryota; Metazoa; Platyhelminthes; Cestoda; Diphyllobothriidea; Diphyllobothriidae
Source: the annotation of a GenBank genome assembly